Messenger RNA from Cercospora beticola, 1878 nucleotides. RefSeq names its product E3 ubiquitin-protein ligase. Gene Ontology annotation, cellular component: cytoplasm; ubiquitin ligase complex. Gene Ontology annotation, biological process: protein polyubiquitination; ubiquitin-dependent protein catabolic process; positive regulation of proteasomal ubiquitin-dependent protein catabolic process. The record is from RefSeq and is a predicted model, not a curated record. NCBI's taxonomy places the organism in Eukaryota, Fungi, Ascomycota, Dothideomycetes, Mycosphaerellales, Mycosphaerellaceae. Gene Ontology annotation, molecular function: zinc ion binding; ubiquitin conjugating enzyme binding; ubiquitin protein ligase activity.
AUGAAAGGAUUUCGCGACAAAGUCCAAGCACAGCUAACGAAGAGCAACAAGCCGCCAAAAAUCGGAAUACAAGAAUUCGAUCAUGAUGAUUUUGGACUAUUGAAGCGGUCCAACGCGAGGCUCCACCGACGAAAUCAAAGCAGCAUUAACCUCGAUGAGCCUUCCUUGCCUGAUGUGGUUGAAGGCAAUUUCUCUCUCAAACGGCCAGCAGCGAAGCUCAAGAAACGUGAUAGCUCAGACGAUCUCAUUGAACCAAUACCUGGCCCGUCUUUGCCACAACAGAAGCUCCAAAAACAUGAAGAGGACGAGGACAUUAUCGACGUAGCGCCUGGACCAUCGGUGCCACCAGCAAAGCUCAAGAAAUGCGACUCGAUGAAAUCGGACAGCGUUGCGAGUGAGCCUGCAGAACAGGAGUACAAGAUUGUGAGGAUUCCGGUCGGCAUGUAUGGCUGGAGAGAGGAACGCGUACCGGUCAAGCCGAAGAAGAAAUCAUUCGCGUCGAAGGCUUUCGGUAGCAAGUCACGAUUCUCUGUGUUCGGCGGUAGCAAACAAGCAGUGGAAGCAGACUCGUCGGUGCAGAGCCGCGAGUCCGUCGGUCUCGCAGCUAGCCACAUACCGGAGAUCGACAAUGUCAAUCUGCACGAAGCAACAAUCUCGGCGCAGGAAGAUCGAGCUGCUCAGGAUAUUGCUGUCCCGAGGAAACCGGUUCCCAGGGAAAAGGGAAAGCAGCCAGCGAUUGCAAAGGGAGAUUGGUCUGAGUUCGAUCAGCAGCAUAUUCGAUACGUUAUGGAGUUGAGCAAAAGACUCUCCGCGAGUCCCGUCGACAGCGGCAUAGGGCUGGAAGACGAUGAUAAUCAUACGUGGCACACUGCUCAGAGCAGAGCAUCCAUGAGUCCCAUGGCUGGUGGUUCUCACCAGCCUGAGAAUCCACAGGACGAUAUGGCUGAAGUACUAGCCCUCGAAGCCGCGUUACAACUUGAAAUCGAGCAACGACAGCAAGAAUGGGACAACCGGAUGAAAGCUAUCGCACUUCGCAAAGAGAAAGAACUGCAACGCAUCCGGCAAGAGGAACUCGAUCGCCUGCAGGCUCUUGAACUGCAGAGAGAAGAGGAAGCGCGUGUCGCCGCCGAAGAGGCAGAACGCAAUCGACCACGAGGCUGUGUCUGCUGCGGUGACGAAAAGCCUCCCGCCGAGUUUCCCGCGCGACCUACAACCCUAUCGUGCGAGCACGAAAACCACACCUGCGUAGAAUGUAUGCACAGCUGGCUGGCCGCGGAAUUCGAAACAAAGGGGACCGAAGAUCUGAAAUGCCCGGAAUGCCCUUGCAAACUCGACUACGAUGACAUUUUGGCACACUCGACACCGGAGACUUUUGAUUCGUACGAAAAGAUGCUAACGCGGAACGCCCUCUCAGCACUCGACGAAUUCGCAUGGUGUCUGUCCACCACUUGCAAUUCUGGGCAACUGAACGUUGAAAAUGCGUCCGGAACGUUCAUGGAUUGUGUCGGCUGCGGAUACAAGCAGUGCCUGACACACAAAGUCGCCUGGCAUACGGGUGAGACGUGUGAGCAGUACGAGUAUCGAACCUCAGGGGCGAAGGCGAAAGACGAAGAGCGUGCGACCGAGGCCAUGCUGGAUACUGUUAGUAAAAAGUGUCCAGGGGCGAACUGCGGAUGGAGGAUACAGAAAAUUGACGGAUGUGAUCAUAUGCGAUGCAAGAAGUGCAAGUUUGAAUUCUGUUGGAUGUGCUUGGCCAGUCAUAAGGAGAUUAAGAAGGUCGGAAACACGGCUCAUCAGACUUGGUGUACUGCGGGACCACGGAGGACAUAUCAUGCGCAGGCUUGGGAUAAUGAUACACAUAUGCCAGCCGACUUUUGA